AUGCAGUGGCGAGAUCAAGAACGGGAUCAAAUGGGGACGGCCACGAUUUUUGUGACCACAUUUGAUAUGAAUUGGAGCCCGUGUCCUACAAAUUUGAUGGACUGGAUUCCACCAGGAAAGGAUCUAUAUGUCUUUUCACUCCAACACUGCGUCGAAGUACAAGCUAUCGAGCAGUCGAUUCGAGGAUACUUGAUACAAGUGAAUUACCCAACAGCAUACAGAUCGAUCACAUCCAUUGCUGGAACGGCUGUGCGAGGUCACGUCCAGGAUGCAUCCGUUUGUCAAAUUGUGUUUGUAAAUAACGCCGACGACGCAAGUGGAAACGUCAAAUUUCAAGCCGCUGAUGGGCGAAUAUGGGCGCAGCGUAAAACAUUUGACGAAGUUGUGGGGAUCCCCAUUCGUUACUUUGACGCGUCCAUUGCUUUUGUAUCUUGCAAUCUCAGCACAUCCUUUAACAGCACCUCGCAACGAGCAGAGAAUAUCGCUGCAAAGCACACAGUCGCUUCAAGCCUCAUUCACUCCUUUGGCAUGGACGCAGACCGAGCUGCCGUCGAUUUUCCGAAUCUUUAUCACCAUACGAUUCUCUCGGGUAAUCUAAACUACGAUAUCGACAUGUCGACACCUGCGUUACUCACAGCAAUUGAUCAAGCUUACAAGGCAGAGUCGUUAAAGAGAGCGACAGAUACUGCCAUUGAAGUCCAAAUGAAGGCUAUUCGUGAAGCCAAAAUGUCAACAGAUAAGAAAAGUGUUGACUAUCAGCUGGAUCAUCAGACGAGUUUGGAACAAAGUCUUGAUGCGUGGGACAGCUCGCAAAGCAUUGCUGACGUCUCAUCGUCAUCAAGUAGCGAUUAUAUACUUGAAGAAGUGGUCACUAUAAGUGAUAAUAGUGUCCCGUUCACUCUUCUUGAGUCGCCCACUGAUCCUCUGCAGCAAGCAGGUAACGCGACAAAAGUUAACGAGGAGGAGGAAAGUGAUCCUGAUAACGUAGCGGUUGUCAUCCACGAAGAAGCUGAAGACGGUGCGAGCGCCCACACGUGGAGUUCACUCUUGGAUGAACAGCUUCCGUCAGAAGACCGUGUUAUUGCCACUGCAAACAAGCCGCUCUUAAAUGACCGACUUAUGUCAAGCGGUCAUUUCGUUCCACUUGCUCGUGGAAGUUAUAAAAAAAUUAGGGAUCUUUUGGCCAAGUCGGACCUGGUGAGUGAAAAUAUGGCAGAUAAAUGGCUUCAAGUACUUCGUUACGACGAGCUUUUAGUCUCAAUCGACGCUAAAGAAAUCUUCACAGGAUUUGAAGAACCAGCAAUACGAUUCUUGCCUUCAUUUCCACGUAAAAUUGGGGUUGCAGCGAAAUUUUCGAUGGUCGGAGAGCGCUCGUGUCAAAAGUUUUUUCAAGAAGCAGACACCGAAACGCUUGUCGACUCUCCUCCAGCUUAUAAAGAUCGUAUUUUGGCUCAUUCGUUAUGUGAUACAAAGCACCGAAUCAAGAAUGUGGGGUAUUGGUCCUGUGAAAAGAUCGUGACAUCUACGCACAAGCCUGUCUGCAGUAUUUACGAGCUUGAAAUCGACCGAUUUUUCACGUACAAUAUGGAUGAAGCUGCUAUUGCCGACAUGCGUCAAGGCAAACAUGCUCUACGUGACAAGCGUGACGUUCACGAGUUUAAAAUCAAGUUGACCAAGCUGGAUGCUAAUAUUUGGACGUACGAGCGCGAUGGAGGAAGUCCCAUAGUACAGCCAGCUGGGCAUCGAAGACGAGAACGUGAUUCAAACAGCUCGAGUAGUCAUAGCAGUCAUGGUGUUAUUCACUCGACCAGUACAAGCAGCAGUGACGGGCACAGUGAAAACGUUACUACCAGGCGCAGCAAGUCGACGAUCGCUCAGGUAGUUGGUCGAGUGCUUCGAAAGAGUCGACUUCACUCCAACAGCAGUUCGAGCUCAAAAGCGACGACGAUAACGAAUCAAGUCUCGGACGGUAUGAGUGGAGCAUUGGGAAGUCAGCCUAUGGCUACGACGAAUGAACACUUCUCCGCUCUCGCUGCCUCUCAGCUUGAGUUAGUGCCAUUGGAACCUGUUAGCAUCUCAACGAUAUUCCCGUUGCCAUCUGAAGAUGCCUACGCUCUUCAACGUAAAGUAUACGAGGUCGCACACUUAGUACAAAAUGGUUUUCAAUCCAGCGCUCGUGUGGACGGAGAUGAAGAAUCGCAAUUAGCGUAUACCAAUUAUCGCACGGUGGCAUGGAAAGAGGCGAUGUCCAAGGGCGUGAUACACUCAGCCAUCACCAAGGCAGUGAAUGGGGGAGUGCAUAUUGCCAUCAGCAUUAAAGCCGAGAAGGGACAUGGAGGUCAAGGGGUGCUGUGUCUUCAGGAGGCAGAUUUAAUGAUGCAUGCAGCACCUGUACUCAGUGAAGCCAAACCAAUUCCGUUUGAUGUCAGUCUCACAUGGGGAGGCAAGCACGUGGGUUAUCUGCACGGUGAUGUCUUGUGCUCAAUGUAG
Molecule: messenger RNA, 2490 nt
Organism: Plasmopara halstedii
Lineage: Eukaryota; Oomycota; Peronosporomycetes; Peronosporales; Peronosporaceae
Product: Inositol polyphosphate 5-phosphatase and related proteins
Exons: 2
Coding region: 1-2490 (829 amino acids)
Biological process (GO): phosphatidylinositol dephosphorylation
Source: RefSeq, a predicted model, not a curated record